Messenger RNA from Daldinia loculata, 1403 nucleotides. RefSeq names its product nucleoporin complex subunit 54-domain-containing protein. Gene Ontology annotation, cellular component: nuclear pore central transport channel; nuclear pore. The transcript has 3 exons. NCBI's taxonomy places the organism in Eukaryota, Fungi, Ascomycota, Sordariomycetes, Xylariales, Hypoxylaceae. The coding region runs from base 130 to 1203 and encodes 357 amino acids. Gene Ontology annotation, molecular function: structural constituent of nuclear pore. Gene Ontology annotation, biological process: NLS-bearing protein import into nucleus; protein localization to nuclear inner membrane; nuclear pore organization. The record is from RefSeq and is a predicted model, not a curated record.
UCAUUCCACCCACUUUAAACGCGACUCUUAUCUUCGCGAAACCUUCUGUCGCAAGAUUACGGCUUCGAGCUCCCUUUCCCUAAACAACCCCACCGGUUACUGAAGUAUACAGGCUUCCCAGCUCUAGCCAUGUCUCUCUGGGGCAAACCUUCGGGUUUCGGGGCGUCUACAACUCCCUUCGGUCAAUCCACAACCACUACUGGUUUUGGUCAGACCGCAAACCAGUCGCAGACUCAGAACCAGCCGCAGUCCAGUGCACUUGGUGGAGGUCUACUCGGUGGGAGUACACUUGGCCAACCAUCGACCAAUGCGUUUGGUGCGAGCCUUCUUGGUCAACCCCAGGCGCAGCAACAGCCUCAGCAGCAGCUUGGAGCUUCUGGGUUCAUGAACGCAAGCCAGGCACCGGUGCAACGCUCCAGCCUAAUUUGGGAGCCAGGCCGAGAGUCACUGAUCCACAAGCCUGUUACGGAGCAAAUCGAAGGAAUGCUCGAGAAGUGGCUUCCCGAAAGUCCAAACACGGUAUUCAAGUACUACUUCUACAAUAAGGUCGACCAGGCGCGCAUCCCUCUCUAUCAACCCUCUCCCUCAGAAGAUCCCCGAGAAUGGGAGCAAGCUGUUCAUGAUAAGCCCGGUCCCGGAUAUAUGCCGGCCCUUGCUACCGGGUUUCAAGCUGUUAGCGAACGCCUUAAGAUGCAGAGACAGGUUCUAGGGCAUUUCAGAGUGGCGUUACAUUCUAUUAACUCUAGUUUGGACGCAAUUCUCUCACAACACGACUUACAAACCAGCGUGCGGACAGCCAAUGCCCGACGAAAGCACGCACUGCUACGACAGAGAUGUCUGGCCUUAGCAACAAAGGUACAGGUCUUGCGCAACCGCGGAUACUCCCUCGACAAGGAAGAAGAUGAAUUGAAGACGAAGUUGGAGACCCUCGAUCGAGCUGUGUCAGACCCGGCUCUAAGUGCGCGAACAGAGGAACUGUGGAGUCGUCUUAUAAUGCUGAGGGGAUAUGCGGAUAGCCUACAGAACGAGAUUAACAAGCGUGGCACGGAUGCUGAGGAGGGGAUAGGGGAGGAGAAUGAGGCCCAAGCCAAGGAGAUAUUAGAGAAGUUUGACAAGCAACUGCAGUCCUUGAAAACCGCGCUGGAGCAGGUUCAGAAGGAUUAUGACGAGUGGUGUGAGAGGAAUCCACCUCCUAGACAGUAGAUAACGCUUAGGAGGAUAAUGCAUAAACGAUCUCUGAUAGCAUGAGACAGAGGGAUGAAGUUCAUUAAUAGGAGUGGGUUCUCGGGUCUUGGGAAACUUGGAUGGUGUACAGAUAUUAGCUGGCUGUAGGAAACCGCAUAAAGCCCGGCGUUUGGGGACGUCUGCUUCUGAUAUUAGACGAUAAUAUCCCGAUUUGUCCC